AUGACAAAAGAAAUCCGAUCAAGUAAAGUAGAAUCUUGUAGCACCAUGAAGGAGCAAGCUCUUGAAAGAGCAAGUUGUUCUCAAACUAAAAGGCCAUCCUUCACAGUCACUAUGCGUGAAGUGUAUACAACUGGCCGUUGUAAUUUUUGCUUGCCAUACAAGUUUGUGGAGAAGUACAUUAGUAAGAAAGAAUGUGAGGUAAGGCUUUGGGUUUCGGAUGGUAGAUCUUGGUUUGUCCAAUUAAGGGUGAGGCAAAGAAAUGUGUUACCCAGAGCUGAAUUGUUAAGCCAUGGCUGGAAAGCAUUCGCACUGGACAAUAGUUUGCGAGCGGGUGGUAUUUGCACAUUUGAACUUACUAACAAUGGCAAUGAAAUUUCAUUUAAAGUUUCCAUUGUUAAGAUAGUUGAUGAUGCAUGUAACAAGCAAGUUGCAAAUAAGAGAAGAACAACUACACCAUCCAAGCGAAAGAGAAAUCCUUGUGUGAAAGUUGAAUCUUCUUUUAAUUAUGAUAAAGCCAACAUGAUUCCACAGAACCUGAUUGCAAAGAUAGAACAAGAGAAAAUUAAAGUUGAACCUUCAGACAGCUUUAUGAAGCUGAUAUCUGAAGCAAAUAUUGGUAAUCAAGUGCAUUAUUUUGAGGAAAAGACACAAACUGUGAUGCUUUGGGUUGGUGAGAAAUAUUGGUAUGUGAAGUUAUUGGCUUAUAAAUCAGAUUAUAAAUUUUCUGCUGGGUGGGCUGCAUUUGCAAAAGGGAACUCUCUUCAGCCAAGAGAUGUUUGCAUCUUUGAGCUGAUUAAGAGAAAUCAAUCUGAGAUGAAAGUUUAUAUAUUUAGACAAAGUGGUUUGGCUCAAGAGUAG
Molecule: messenger RNA, 858 nt
Organism: Humulus lupulus (European hop)
Lineage: Eukaryota; Viridiplantae; Streptophyta; Magnoliopsida; Rosales; Cannabaceae
Product: B3 domain-containing protein Os03g0620500-like
Exons: 5
Coding region: 1-858 (285 amino acids)
Molecular function (GO): DNA binding
Source: RefSeq, a predicted model, not a curated record